This is a messenger RNA of Anopheles coustani, 820 nucleotides long. RefSeq lists its product as uncharacterized. The record is from RefSeq and is a predicted model, not a curated record. Bases 4 to 450 code for a protein of 148 amino acids. NCBI's taxonomy places the organism in Eukaryota, Metazoa, Arthropoda, Insecta, Diptera, Culicidae. The transcript is spliced from 3 exons.
GCGAUGUGCCGAAACAACACUGGCUCAGACGAUGCGUACAUUGCCGUGACGGAGGCGAUUGGGACGGCGGUUGUGUGCGUGAUGACUUCGGUCGACGUGAAAAACUUAAUCUCGGACGUCAAUACGAUAUCCAACGAGACUCGCGGCACAUUCUUCCCAAAGUACUGCCCACAGCUGAAGAGAGCUGGUUCAUGUCUAGACGAUCUGGUGAAGGCAUUCAGUCCCUGCCUGCAUAAAUAUUUUUUAACCAACGUACUGACAUUAACGGGCAUGUACCCGGAUGCGGUUGAUCUGGUUUGCAAAACCGAUGGCGAAAUAAUGUUCAUGCUGGCCGAGCCAAAAACUAAGGAAUGCAUCUCCAAACUGUGCGUGAAGGGGUGUACGGUACCGUUUCAUCUGGGGUGUGACAACUGGGACAUUUCAAACCUGACAGAAACUCAAAUGGGGUAGGUCGGACGAUCGAAGAUUGAAAUUUAUAUAGGUUUCGUUCCGAAGUUAUAUUUCCAUUUUUCCUCACCAGAGCUUUCUCCAAAUUGGGACAGUGCAUCGAGAAUAGGCUAAACUAUUGCGACGCCCCGGACCUAAUCUGCGUGUACGGUCUGUUCCACAGCAGGUUGUUCCGCUUGGCUGCCGUCGACGAUGUACAUCCAUUUCUCAGCAAUAACUUUGUUGCCAUCGUACAGCUCAUGUCGACGGUGGUGGAGCAUGAAACCAACACAGUCUAGAAGAAUUAGUACCAGCGUGUAACGUUUCGGUUGCUGUUCAUAACAAGUCCAGGAAUUGUUUGAAAUCUUAAUGGAAAUUUAGAUCGAAUAAAUGA